Pseudoliparis swirei is the source of this 1048-nucleotide messenger RNA. It is a transcript of the gene fkbp2, whose product is annotated as FKBP prolyl isomerase 2. The coding region runs from base 140 to 556 and encodes 138 amino acids. The record is from RefSeq and is a predicted model, not a curated record. The transcript has 2 exons. NCBI's taxonomy places the organism in Eukaryota, Metazoa, Chordata, Actinopteri, Perciformes, Liparidae. Gene Ontology annotation, biological process: protein peptidyl-prolyl isomerization. Gene Ontology annotation, molecular function: peptidyl-prolyl cis-trans isomerase activity.
AACAGACUCCAGCUAAUUUCCCCCCCUCUGGUCUCUCUCCAGUUGGCAGUGAAAGCGUUGAGUGCAGUCUUCGUCUCUCCCCCUCCUAAAAAAAAUAAAAACCCAUCUAACCGUGUGGAAACUGAAGAGGGCCGCUGCCAUGCGGGUCGUCCUGUUGCUCGCCGUGACCGUGCUGUCCCUCUGCCCGGCGGCGGAGAGCGGAGCCGACAAGAAGAAGCUCCAGAUCGGCAUCAAGAAGCGAGUGGACAACUGCCCCGUCAAGUCCCACAAAGGAGACGUGCUGAGCAUGCACUACACGGGCAAGCUGGAGGACGGCACGGAGUUUGACAGCAGCUUUCCCCGCGACCGACCCUUCACUUUUACGCUGGGCACGGGGCAGGUGAUUAAAGGCUGGGACCAGGGCCUGCUGGGCAUGUGCGAGGGCGAGAAGAGGAAGCUGGUCAUCCCCUCCGAGCUGGGCUACGGAGACCGGGGGGCACCCCCGAAGAUCCCCGGGGGAGCGACGCUCAUCUUCGAAGUGGAGCUGCUCACCAUCGAGAGGAAGACCGAGCUUUGAUGACGAGAAGCAACUUUCAAAACGUUCCAGGAGCUGCUGCAGUACUACUAUCUGGAGAUCACCUGACCUCUGAUGAAGACUACAUGGAAAAUCUGGGAGUAGAGUUGACAACCCAUGACAGAGCUAGUCUGCUAACUGUGAUUUUUUUGGUCUGAAGUUAUUAUUUGAUACCAGAAGUGAUGUAUGGCCUUGCUAAACAUUAGAUGAACAAACAGUGAGCAGCUAAACACAGUAUUUGGCUCCAGGUUGAUGAUCUAGUCAUGACCUAGUUUCUAGUUUCUUAUUGUCUGUAAUAUUUACAAGAGGGAUGAUUCAUAUUUCUUUUUACAAAUAAGUUGGUUUUUUAAAAUUUAGUCAGAAGGCAAGCAGGGGAUUGAGAAAAAGAUAAUGUUUUUCACUUUAAAUAUUUGAAUUAUGAUAAUAAAAUGUUCAUCUUGUGGGAAACUUUGCGGUCUGAAGUAGUUUUGUUGAACAAUAAAUGUUGGUACACUA